CUCCACAGCACGAAACCUCCAACAGCCGUGAACAAGGCAUCCCUGCCGUAGCGGCAACUCUCCCGGCGACCACCGCCGGGAUAGAGCGCGGAAUUGGCAAUGCCGCGCCGCUGGGGCGCCCAGGCGAACAACACCCCAGUAUACAUAGGCGCGCCCCUGAACCGCAGGGCUCCCCUCGGCGACGCCGUCCGCCGAGCCCACGAACUGCUGUCGUGCUCCCAGGCCCCCUCGCGCUGCGAAAAGAAUCACGACGGGAAAACUUCGAGCCUCGCCCGCCGCCGAGCGGUGCGGGGCGCCGCGCCCCCUGCUCGAGCGCUCUCGUGGGCAGGGGCCCGCCCUGCCAGCAGGCGAGGUGCCCGACGGCCCCGCGCGGCCGCGGCUCGGCGCGCGCUGAGCUCGGGGAUCUCGCUGGCGCCGCCGCCGCCAGCGAGAUGGGGCACAGCGUCUGCCAGGCCAGCCAUCACUGGGAGCUGCGUUUCCUGACCCCCUGGGGGCCCAUCGAUUUCGACGCCCCUCUCGAGAGCUCGUCGAUGCGAUGGGCUCCCCCAGGGGGGUGAGGGCCACAGCUCCCCCAGUCAUGGCUGGUCGGUCCGCACCCGCGGCCUCGCGGGCAGGGCCCCCAUUGGCCGGGCCCCCCGCGGCUGCGGGGCGCUUCCUCUGGCGCGCGCCUCGCGCGGGGCGUGCCCGGAUGCUGUGCCCGCUGCUCGCGACCACCUGCGCCUUGCCCCCCCUGCCUGGCCUUGUCUGCCUCCAGAAAUAAAAAUUAGUUUGUUUCCCCUUUCUUUUUAUGUUUCGCCCAAAAGGUCCCCCCGUAGGGGGGCCGGCCCGACUUGGCCGUCGGGAUCGCCUGCGCCCUGUCCUCCUGCCCGAGCUCGUCUGCCUCGGCCCUCUCGGCAGCGGCCGCGCGGCGGCCGCGCGGGGCAUCGCCCGGCGGCCGCGCCCGCGC
Molecule: messenger RNA, 946 nt
Organism: Prorocentrum cordatum
Lineage: Eukaryota; Dinophyceae; Prorocentrales; Prorocentraceae
Source: the annotation of a GenBank genome assembly